Molecule: messenger RNA, 6273 nt
Organism: Cyanistes caeruleus (blue tit)
Lineage: Eukaryota; Metazoa; Chordata; Aves; Passeriformes; Paridae
Source: RefSeq, a predicted model, not a curated record
CCCAUAAAUUUGUGUUCUUUACUAUCUCUUUCUACCAUUAUUUAUUUUGUCACACAUUCAAUCUCUUUUCAGCCUCACAGUGUUUCCUUUGACAUGGAGUGACCAAAAUGGUGUGCAGUUUUAGAGUUGUCUUAUUAAUUUUGUAUCUUUGUGCAUUGUUUUAUUCUGUUUCAUAAUGAUGCCUAAAACUCUGUUUGCACUUUUAACCACUGUUUAGCAUUGACCAAAAUUCUGAGCACUCUCCAGAGUGACUCAGCUUUUCUGAGAAAAGAUUAAUGGUUUAGCAUCUGUCAUUAUGUACCUAAUAUGGUGUUUUUUCCCCUGUGAUUUAACAACAUUUAAUUUUGCAGGCUGUUUACUACAUACAGAGGAGAGAUCCUUGUACAACUUUCUAUAGCAGGCUUUCACAAACCAGACUAUUUGUAUCACUGGCUGUGGAAAAUUGCCAGGCUUGCUGCAGAGAAUUGUCAAGGCUGGUUGAGCCAACGUGAGCUGAGACGCUUGUCUUGCACCUGGCUAGAGCAAGGCUUAACAGCUCAGUGUGUGGGGUGAAGCAGAGGUCUCCCAGCCCAAUGUUGUCUCAGUGAAGCAAGAAGAGCACUUGGCACCUCUGUACAGGGAUGUUGACCCUGAGAUGUGAAUCUCCCUCACCCAGGUGUAACAGGGCACGUUAAAAGUGUGCAUAUGGUCCUUUGAGGAGACAAUGGUGUAUGGUUUUAACAGGUUGAUGGAAGCAGACUACUGGGCAGAGAUCAGACAGCCUUUACUGCUGCUUUGACUUUUUUGAAGCAAUGCUGAAGUGUCAAGGUUCUAUUCUACCUUUGAUUCAUCUGUAAGUCCCAUAACUCAGCUUGCCCAAAGGUCAAAAAGCCCCUCAUCAUUCUUCCUUUGCACGUGAAAAAAUACACCCAUCAAUAUGAAAAUGAGAAAGGGGCUUCCCCCCUACCUAUGAUAGCAGCAACAUUUGACCAAUUAUAUUUGACUACAGUCCACCCCCAUUCACCCAAGAAUAUAACACUGACAUUUGGAAUCUUCCAUGUAGAGGAUGAAAAUAUGACCCCAGGUCACUGACAAGUUGUUGGGUUUCCUCCUCUCUCCACCCCAAAACAGGUAGGGCUUUUUUUUUAAGAUUUGUGAUUCUGACUGUGUCAGGACAUACUCUGGUGAAAUCAAGCUGAUUAACUGAAGUUAAGUUUAGUGAAAAGCUUAUUUUGUUACUUUAGCUUGAAUUGGUAAUUUAGCUUAACUAAUUGCCAGCUUGCCUUGAUAUAUUUAUCAUUAAUGCAAUAAGUGCAUUUAUCAAUGGCUAUUCCAAAUCUUUAUUUCUGUUGCUCAGAUAAACUAUACCAGUCAUGAAUUUGUGAUUGUGAAAGUUCUUAUUGAAUGUGACUGGACUUAGAGGGCCAAAUUGGUUAUAAUCAGAAAUUCAGCGUAGCUGCACCCAACCCUUCUGAUCUCUGAGGACUAGCUGAAAUGCAAGGGUGUUUAUUUUCUCCCAGAUUGCAUGCUCUAAUACAGCACUGGCUCUUCUCCUUAUUAUUUCUUGCCAUUUUUAGGUUACUUGUGAAUUUUUUCAAUAGGUGACCACCUUGUUCAGAAACAGAAGUUGGAUAUGCUAUGCUCAGUUUGAUUCACUACGGUAAAUAUCAGGUGAAUAUAUUUUAGACAUGUGAUGAUUAAUAUUUUGAAGAGUUGGGGAGAUCUAGAACUUAGAGGCAAGGAGCAAAGUGACAAGAAGCCAAGGAAGGACAGGGCUGGAAGAGGAACAGAGAAAACAGGAGAACAGCAGUGGGAAAACUCAUGAGUCAAGAUAAAGGCAAGGAAAUCAUUCACCAGUUACUGUUGACAAAACAGACUCCAGCUGGGGAUUAAAGCUUAACUUCACUCCAGACCCCUCCCCUCUUGUUACUGGUGGAAGUUACAUGUAGUACUUUAAGAGAGGGAGAUGUAUGAUGAAGGAAUUAGAGAGAGGCGUGACAAUCUUUGGCUGGCUCAGAUUCAAUAUACAGUGGGUCCAUUGUUGCGUCGGCUGUUUUUGACACAAGGGUGAGCAAGAUAUUGGAUGCUUGAAAAACCUUUUCCUUCAUGAAUGAACUUCAUUACUGUACUAAUGACAUCUGACUGAAUUUUGGAGAUAGCUUUGUGGACAUGAGCUUAUUUCAAAGACUUCAGAAGGAAUAAUGUCAGCAUGUAGAAGUUGAAGUAAUCUAACUGGAGUACUUCUGUAGGAAGGUUUUCAGAAUGGAUGCCUGGAAACCACUUCUUCUUCUCUACAUUUUCACCUUCUCUGCAGAGUCAGAGGAAACUGAAUGCAUCAUAGAUCUUUCUAUAGCAAUUGAUAUUUCAAGGAGCAUGCAGCCAUCAUCCACAAUGCUUCUGAAACAGAGACUGCAAGCAUUCCUCCCCAGACUUCUACUCCAGAUGAAAUCACUGCCAAAUACCAGCUGUAAUGCUCCAGUUGACAUUGGGUUUAAGUUCCAAGUAUUGGCACAGAACAAACAAUUAAUCUUUGACUCUGGUUUUGAAGACUAUAAUGAAGAGAUCAUCCAGAAGUUCUUAGAUACGCAGAGCACUGUGGACACCUACAUGAAUGCAGACUUUUUGCAGGCACUUGAGGAGAACUUCUUUAAUGCGACCUCUGCUAAAGUUAAGGUUCUGUUAGUAUUUUCAGAUGGACUGGAUGAUUCACCGGAAGACCUGAAGAAAGCAGCAGACUCACUUCGCUUUAAAGGUCUUGAUGCACUUCUAUUAGUUGGCCUGGACAAUACACAGAACUUGACUGAAUUUUGGGAAAUAGAGUUUGGCAGAGGGUUUGGAUACAAUGAACCUCUGAGUGUUGGGUUUGAAGAUAUUGCAAACAUCUUGCAGAGAAACCUUGAUACUGUUGCAGAAAGAAAAUGCUGUAAGGUUAUUUGUAAGUGUCUUGGAGAAAGUGGUGAUCAUGGUGUCCGGGGAAAUCCUGGAAGGAAGGGAAGUUCAGGUUACAGAGGGUCUCCUGGCCAUCCUGGUGAGGAAGGUGGGAUUGGGGAGAGAGGCCCAGCUGGUUUCAGUGGGACUCAAGGAGACAGGGGAUGUCCAGGUGCCAGAGGCCAUAAGGGGGCCAGAGGCUAUAGAGGAACCCAGGGUGAACAUGGUGAGAGUGGAUUUGAUGGUACUAAUGGAGAGCAGGGAGAACGUGGACUUCCUGGACCUUCUGGAGAGAAAGGCAGCAGAGGAAAAUGGGGCAGAAAAGGCCGCAGAGGAGAACCAGGUGAACGAGGAGAAUCUGGUCUAAGAGGAGAUCAUGGAGAUCCUGGGGCUAACAAUAAUGUUAGUGGCCCUAAGGGUGAAAAGGGAAGCCUAGCACCACAGGGAGACCCAGGCCCAUGUGGACUCCAAGGAGAGCAGGGUUAUGCUGGCCUAGAUGGUGCAGCAGGUCGAAGAGGCCCUCCAGGUAUAAAGGGUGAGAAAGGACAUCUGGGAGAAACAGGUUACACAGGAGAAACUGGUCUUCCAGGCCCACAGGGGCCAAGGGGACCACAAGGGAUCAAAGGACCUCCAGGACCACAAGGCAUGCCAGGACCUCUGGGUAGUCUGGGGACACCUGGUUCACCUGGCUCUGUUGGAAAGUUAGGUGCAAGAGGAGCAAAGGGUGAACCUGGUGACCCUGGAGAGAAGGGCUUAGCUGGACCACCUGGACAGAGAGGCAUUCCUGGCAUGGAUGGCAGAGACGCCUAUGGUCCUGAAGGAAGCAAAGGAGCAAAGGGAGAAUCUGGAUUCAUAGGACAUCCUGGUCCAGAGGGAGAAGAAGGAGAUCAGGGCAUUCCAGGAGGGGAAGGACCCAAAGGAAUUAGGGGUAGAAGAGGUAAUACUGGAGCACCAGGUUCCCUGGGAGAUCCAGGUGACCAAGGACCAUCAGGACCUAUGGGUGCCAAGGGACCAGUGGGCACCAUUUUAAUGGAACCUUGUGAACUUGUGAAUUUCACCCGAAAAAACUGCCCAUGCUCAUCAGAAACAUGCCCAGCUUAUCCAACUGAAGUGGUUUUUGCCUUGGAUAUGUCUGACGAUGUUACACCAGCUGCAUUUGAAAGAAUGAGGAACAUUGUUAUGUUAUUGCUGAAGACCAUUAAGAUCAGUGAAAGCAAUUGCCCAACAGGAGCUCGUGUCUCAGUUAUUUCUUUCAAUACCAACAUGCACUACCUCAUUCGAUUCUCUGAAUUUCAAAAAAACAACUUGCUGCUACAAGCAGUCCAGAGAAUCCCGCUAGAGAGAUCCAGUGGAAAACGAAAUAUUGGGGCAGCCAUGAGAUUUGUUGCAAGAAAUGUCUUCAAACGUGUUCGUCAGGGCAUCCUCACAAGAAAAGUUGCCCUAUUUUUUGCCAAUGGUCCAUCGCAGGAUGAUGUUGCCAUCAGUACUGCUGUGCUUGAGUUGAGUGCCUUGGAUAUCACUCCAGUGGUUAUUGCCUUCAGUGAAGUGCCAAAUGUCAGACGUGCCUUCUCUAUUGAUGACACAAGAAGAUUUCAAUUAUUUGUCUGGGAAAGUCAACAGGAUGAAAAUUUGGAGGGCAUCACAUAUUGUACUCUUUGCUUUGAUAAAUGCAACCCAAGAACCAACUGUGAGGUGCCUUUUUCUCCCCUGGUUCAGAUGGAUAUGGAUAUAACAUACAUCAUGGAGAGCUCUCGCAGCAUUAGCAGUGAAGAAUUUCAGAGAGCCAAAGACUUUGUGAGCAACAUGUUGGAUCAGUUUGUCAUUUCCUCACAGCCAAAUGAGUCAUACGGAGGCAUCAGAGUGGCAUUGGUGCAGCAGGCUCCCAGGGGCUUCCUGCCUGACAGAAACCAGACACCUGUGGCCUUGGAGUUUGACCUAGUCACAUACAGCAAUAAAGAUUUGAUGAAGAAACACAUCCAAGAGUCUGUUCACCAGCUGGAAGGGCCAUCAGCCAUUGCUUCUGCUCUACAGUGGACAGUUGAAAACGUAUUCUUUAAAGCCCCCAGACAAAGAAAACACAGGGUGAUAUUUACAAUAGUCGGAAGCAAAACAAGCACGUGGGACAGAGAAAGGCUGAGAGAGAUUUCACUAGGAGCCAAGUGCCAAGGAUUCACCUUGUUCACUCUUGCACUUGGCAGUGGUGUGAGUGACAGUCAGUUGAUGGAGCUGUCAAGCUCCCCCACAGACCAGCACUCACUGACACUGGGCAGGGUUUCCACACCGGAGAUGGUGUAUGCUCAGAGGUUUAUCCGGGCAUUCCUAAAUCUUCUACAACAAGAAAUUAACAGUUAUCCUUCACCUGAGCUACAAGAAGAAUGUGAAAACUUGGAUCAGGGAGACAUACAUCAGGAAGCACCCAUGAAUGAAAGGAUACCUUUUCCUGGAAUGUCUGAAAGUGGUUCCAAUCAAGUUUUAGAAGACAUGGGGAAAAAUGAAAGUAGAAUCAAGAAGAGUAUGAAAGAGAACACCAAAGAACCUCUAUCUACAAUGCCAGAAAUGAGAGAUGAUUAUGAGGAGGAUGAGUAUUUCACAGAGGAAAAUGCUAAAAGGAAAAAGCCUCAAGAGUGUGAAAAAGCUCAGGAGAAGAACAAGAAAAACUUAGAGACAACAGUAGAAACUAGUGGUGCCUGUAAUGAUUAUGAUGCAUGUGACCUUGUUCAAGAUAGUGGAGAAUGUCAGAAUUACAUUUUGAAGUGGUACUACGACAAAGAGCAGAAAAUGUGUGGUCAGUUCUGGUAUGGGGGCUGUGGAGGCAAUAAAAAUAGAUUUGAAACACAAGAAGAAUGUGGAUUCUUGUGUAUGGAGUCCUCCUAAUGCAGAGACACUUAAAUUGCUUUUACUCUUCAGUUAGACUAUCAGGUUGAUUUGGAAAAGGCAUUCAAAGAGGAAGCUUUACAUACCCACUCAGCUCCCAUAUUUCAGUUGAAAGAAAUGCUUGAUUAUAAAGUUAUUAUCUGGUAAUGUAAUUGUGCAAAUAAAAAUUAGGCUAUUUCUCCAUUGUUCUAACAUUUAUUGAGAAACUCUUGUUAGCCAACAGUGCAUUGUUUAAAAGGCAUAAAAGUAUUGAAACUUGACUUUCUUCCAUAAACACCAAAAUGUGUACUUUCUGAAUAUACUGCAGAAAACAAAGCAGUGCCUCAGAGAUUUACACAAAAUAAUAUCAGAUGCAAGACACUAACAUCAAAAUGUUUUGAUUUGUUUGCUUACAUUUAUCCUGCUAAUAGAAAAUACCAGAAUGCAUUUAGAUCUCAAAUGACAGAAUUCCUAGAACUUAAUUCACUUAAAGGAUUUAAAAGAUGUAUUACG